Messenger RNA from Phycodurus eques (leafy seadragon), 7121 nucleotides. RefSeq names its product phosphatidylinositol 4,5-bisphosphate 3-kinase catalytic subunit alpha isoform-like. Gene Ontology annotation, molecular function: 1-phosphatidylinositol-4-phosphate 3-kinase activity; 1-phosphatidylinositol-3-kinase activity. Gene Ontology annotation, cellular component: plasma membrane; phosphatidylinositol 3-kinase complex, class IB; phosphatidylinositol 3-kinase complex, class IA. NCBI's taxonomy places the organism in Eukaryota, Metazoa, Chordata, Actinopteri, Syngnathiformes, Syngnathidae. The record is from RefSeq and is a predicted model, not a curated record. The transcript is spliced from 23 exons. Gene Ontology annotation, biological process: phosphatidylinositol-3-phosphate biosynthetic process; phosphatidylinositol 3-kinase/protein kinase B signal transduction; cell migration. Bases 816 to 3746 code for a protein of 976 amino acids.
UCAGUUCAUAAACAUCCUGGCGUUCAUCCGGUCUGAUUAUGACUGAACAUGCUGGUCUCGUUCUGUUUACUACAACGAGACGUUACUGUUGCAACAGCAAAGAACGCGGUUGCCGUGUGGAUUAAAGACUAAAGGGUCCUCCCAAGGAUAGCUGCUUCGGGGACGGAGAGCAAGCAGACUGCCUGUUUACUUCGCCGGUGUUGCGAGCCAUCAACCGGCCGCCGCUGAAGGGUCGGCUUGCUUGCCGGCCGGCGUCAGACGUGCCAAGACUACACCAUCAUCUUCACGCCAUUCACCGCGUUGACACCCAUGGGAAAGGAAAAGGGAAGGUUAGUCGUGUACGUUGUGUAGCACAUUAUGUUGUGUCUCGUUUGCAGGAUGAUAAAUGUUUUAGCAAGGCAACUGACAGUACAGCCGAGCACUAUUAAACAAGAAGCUAGCUUAACUGUUCCCAAAUUGAUUCGUAUUGUUAUUUUUUAAAUGUGCAUAAUAAUGAACAGCAAUAAUUUCACUGUUUGGGGUACUUGUCAGUCAAUUAUUAUACUGCACAAGGUUUAUCAUUAUCGCACGUUAUGUCAUUGGCAGCAUCACUAUGCUGUCAUUUUCAAUUUAGCUAGCUCGUUACUAGCCUAGUCGCUAACGUCACCCACGAUUGAUUGAGUGCUGUCGUUUGUGUUCAGUCUUCUCUCUCUCUCUCUCUCCACACCUCUGAGUGACAGCUUGGGGUUGAAUUGCAAGAUGUAGGCUGGAACUAAACCGUCAUCUACUGCUCUCUGAGCUUUUCUGUGUGGCUAAACUGGGAGACAAAGAGGAAGAUGCCUCCCAGGCCAUCCUCAGGGGAAUUAUGGGGCAUCCACCUGAUGCCUCCCAGGAUCUUGGUGGACUGCCUGUUGCCCAAUGGAAUGAUUCUGACGCUGGAGUGCCUCCGUGAGGCCACUCUCAUUACCAUCAAACAUGAGCUUUUUAAAGAAGCCAGAAAGUAUCCCCUCCAUCACCUCCUACAGGAGGAGACUUCUUAUAUCUUUGUCAGUGUUACUCAGGAAGCUGAGCGGGAGGAGUUCUUUGACGAGACUAGAAGGCUGUGCGACCUCAGACUUUUUCAACCCUUCCUCAAGGUCAUUGAACCAGUUGGCAACAGAGAGGAAAAGAUCCUGAACAGAGAGAUUGGUUUUGCCAUCGGUAUGCCAGUGUGUGAGUUUGACCUGGUCAAGGACCCUGAGGUUCAGGACUUCAGGAGAAACAUUCUGAAUGUGUGUAAAGACUCUGUGGAACUGAGAGAUGCCAGUGGGCCCCACAGCAGAGCCCUCUAUGUUUAUCCACCCAACAUAGAAUCCACAGAAGAACUUCCAAAACACAUUUACAGCAAGUUGGACAAAGGUCAAAUUAUUGUUGUAAUUUGGGUGAUUGUUUCUCCAAAUAACGACAAACAAAAGUAUACAUUGAAGAUCAACCAUGACUGUGUGCCUGAGCAGGUGAUUGCAGAGGCCAUUCGUAAGAAGACACGUAGUAUGCUGCUCUCCCCUGAGCAACUAAAGAUGUGUGUUCAGGAAUAUCAGGGUAAAUACAUCCUCAAAGUUUGUGGCUGUGAUGAGUACCUGCUGGAAAAGUACCCAAUCAGCCAGUAUAAGUACAUUCGUAGUUGUAUCAUGCUGAGCAGGAUGCCCAACUUGAUGCUCAUGGCUAAGGACAGCCUCUACACCCAGUUGCCUACUGAUAACUUUGUCAUGCCAUCAUAUUCCCGCCGCAUCUCCACCGCAUCAUCGUAUAUGAAUGGCGAGGCAGCUGCCAAGUCACUAUGGGCCAUCAAUGGAACACUGCGAAUACGGAUCCUCUGUGCUACCUAUGUUAACGUCAAUAUAAGGGACAUAGACAAGAUUUAUGUGAGAACGGGUAUUUACCAUGGAGGAGAGCAGAUGUGUGACAAUGUGAACACACAGAGGGUGCCCUGCUCUAACCCCAGGUGGAGUGAGUGGUUGACCUAUGACAUGUACAUUCCAGAUAUCCCGCGAGCUGCCAGACUUUGUCUUUCCAUUUGCUCAGUCAAAGGCAGGAAGGGAGCAAAAGAGGAGCACUGUCCACUGGCUUGGGGUAAUGUCAACUUGUUUGACUACACUCACACUCUUGUGGCGAACAAGAUGGCGCUGAACCUCUGGCCUGUUCCUCAUGGUCUAGAAGAUCUUCUCAAUCCUAUAGGAGUUACAGGCUCCAACCCCAAUAAGGAAACACCAUGUCUGGAGCUGGAAUUUGACCACUUUAGUAGUCCAGUCAAAUACCCAGAUAUGAAUGCUGUGGAGGACCACGCUAACUGGACCAUCUCAAGAGAACUGGGGUUUAACUACAACCUCUCUGGACAGAGCAAUCGUGUGGCGAGAGAUCAUGCCCUGACAGAGAGUGACAUAGAUCAGCUGGGACAGCUCAGUAACAGAGACCCUCUCUCAGAAAUAACUGAACAGGAGAAAGACUUCCUGUGGAGACAUAGGCACUAUUGCAUGAAUUUCCCAGAGAUCCUUCCCAAGAUCCUUCUUGCUGUCAAAUGGAACUCCAGAGAUGAAGUAGCGCAGAUGUACUGUCUAUUGAAGGAAUGGCCAUCUAUCCGUCCAGAACAGGCCAUGGAAUUGUUGGACUGCAACUACCCGGACCCCAUGGUUAGACACUUUGCUGUGCGCUGCCUUGAUAAAUACCUGACUGAUGACAAACUGUCUCAGUACCUCAUCCAGCUUGUACAGGUUCAAAUGCGGUUCCUGGUGGACCAGAUGAAAAGACCUGACUACAUGGAUGCACUACAGAAUUUCACCUCUCCUCUUAACCCUGCGCACCAACUGGGCAACCUAAGGUUAGAGGAAUGUCGGAUCAUGUCAUCGGCAAAGAGGCCGUUGUGGCUCAACUGGGAAAAUCCAGACAUCAUGUCUGAGCUACUCUUUCAGAACAAUGAGAUUAUCUUCAAAAAUGGAGAUGACCUGCGCCAAGAUAUGCUGACUUUGCAGAUUAUCAAAAUCAUGGAGAACAUUUGGCAGAAUCAGGGACUGGAUCUACGCAUGCUGCCAUAUGGCUGUCUAUCCUUAGGAGACUGUGUGGGUCUCAUUGAGGUGGUUCGCAGCUCACACACCAUCAUGCAGAUUCAGUGUAAAGGUGGCUUGAAAGGGGCUUUGCAGUUCAAUUCAAACACUCUGCAUCAGUGGCUCAGAGACAAGAACAAGGGCGAGAUGUAUGAUAUGGCUGUGGACCUUUUCACAAGGUCCUGUGCUGGCUACUGUGUAGCUACAUUUAUUCUUGGGAUUGGAGACAGGCACAACAGCAACAUUAUGGUCAAGGAUGAUGGGCAGUUAUUUCAUAUAGAUUUUGGACAUUUCCUGGAUCAUAAGAAGAAGAAAUUUGGCUACAAGAGAGAGAGAGUGCCCUUUGUAUUGACACAAGACUUCCUCAUUGUCAUCAGUAAGGGGUCCCAGGAGUGUGCUAAGACCAAAGAGUUUGAGAGGUUCCAGGAAAUGUGUUAUAAAGCCUACCUGGCCAUCCGGCAGCAUGCCAACCUGUUCAUCAACCUGUUCUCCAUGAUGCUGGGCUCCGGCAUGCCUGAGUUGCAGUCAUUUGAUGACAUCGCCUACAUUAGGAAGACCUUGGCCUUGGAAAAAACAGAACAGGAGGCGUUGGACUAUUUUAUGAAACAGAUGAAUGAUGCUCACCACGGUGGGUGGACCACCAAAAUGGACUGGAUUUUCCACACAAUUCGACAGCAUGCACUAAACUAAGCCGCACACAAACUAAUUCAAACUUUUUUAGUUGCACUUACGUUUUGCCAACAGCAUUACCACCUCCUGUUCUUCAUUGCGGUCUCAAUGAUGCCUUUGUUUGGAGUCACCCCUCUUGGAAGUUCCUUCUUGGAGGAUUGUUGUCAUACAGCAUGCCAUCUAUGUUUUUGGUUCUGAAAAACCAAUGACCAUUGCACUUCAACUACUUAAACACUACUUGCAGAGGAGAAAUACCAAUUGGUCAAAAAUCAUAAAUAAUAUUGCAUUCAUCCAGCUGCAUGUCUUGCUGCUUUAUUAGUUCCGCACUGUGGCCCCACCCUAAAACAUUUUUUUCCUGGAAAACGUUUCCUUGUCAGCGCCAAUAAGAGAAGGACGCAGGCACACACACAAAAAAAAAAAUGAAAUGACCACACAAUUUUACUUCAGUGUGGGGACCUGCGAUGGCUGCCACUGCACUUAGUCUAUAGUCUUCCACCAUGUUUGUGGUGAAACUGCCCCUGUGAGCGCAAUCUUUGCCAAAAACCAAACCCAACUAAACCCAAGCCUGCAAGGCAUAUUGUUAGUCUCUCCCAACCUCAAAGAAACAGAACUCCACCCUCGGGAGUAUUUGUUGGUGGUGCACUUUGAGACUUUUCAACCAACUUCAGGGUGAUGUUGCCUCUCCAUCCGAUACUAUUUAUUGUUGUUUUAUAAGAAUUUGAGCAAUAAUCAUGGAAGUUGAUGAUUUGCUUUCGCUGGCCACAUGAAAUGACUUGGCGGGCGAGAUUUGGCCCCCGGGCCUUGAGUUUGACACCUGUGGUAUAAGCAACUAGAUCAUAUUUGUGUCAUGGGGCAGGUUACAGAUUAUUAUGAUUAGUUUUAUUUAUUUAUUUAAAAAAAAGUUUUUAGACACCUUUCACUUGAGCAAAGCAGACACUCCUGUGUUAUUGUGGCUACUAUUAUUGCACUAACUGCAAUUUUGAUUUACAUGAUUUACUGUAUUUUUGUGAUGAAAAACGGACAGUACGGACAGUUUACGAGAAUUUAUUUUUUACUUUCGCAGACAUCCAGGGGAAUGUCAAGUCUUCCUGUUCAUAAAAAUACCUUUUGCGUUGCAGCAUAACACUCCACAAUGCUGCACAAUGCUGAAGCCCAUACACCAUUGCCACCACUAUUGCGAGAUGGAUUAUCAUGAUCAUCUUGAGUGUGGAAUUUAACAUAACAAUAUCACACCAUGUGACUUUUAUUACUACCACACAUUUACUCACACUUAAAGUUUGAGUAUGCAAUUUUCCAACUGCUAGCAAGAUUUGAAUGUAACCUCACUUCAGUCCUUGCCAGCCCCCCUUGUGUCUCCUGCCCCUUUCAAAAGAAAUCCCCCAGCUCACUAACACGCAUGCAUGGCGGCAUGCCAAGACAGCUACAUUGCUAGCAUGGUUUUUUCAUGAUGGAACCACGCAGCCGUCUGCAUGUGGGACAACACUGUUAUAUAUUUUUGCCCUUGAUUUGUCUCGGGAGCUGUCCAACUCCUUGUUUUUAACUUUUGUUGCUAACUGGAGUUAAAUAAUCCAGCCAAGGAGCUAUAAUAGUCUUCUUUGGAGAGGCUGUGUGUGCCCGCAUAUGUGCAUGAGAAACGAUUGAGACACUAUUUGGUCACGUCUCCUGUCUCUACAGUUUUUGAUUGGCUAUUCUAGUCGUGCUGCCACCUUUUGUAAAAUGAUCAUUAAAAUGAAAUUAGAGCCAUAAAAUGGGGUCAGAGAAGGAUGAUUUUUCAAAAGAUCAUUUUAUUCUACUGUCAGGUCAUAUAAACAGUUUUAGCAUAUAAUACAAAAAGUGUUUUUUUUGUUGUUGUUUAUUUUAACUGCAAACUCUAACUGACUGGCUUUUUUUUGUUGUUUUUUUUUUGAUCAAUGCAUUUUCUUCAACACAAAACGCAGCACCUUUCGUGGACACAACCCAUAUCAGAACCCUGUCUUACUUAAAUGUGUGCAUGCUCACUGUAUUAGCCCGACCUGCCAUCUUAACGUUUGAUUGUAUUAGGAAGUCUGUUGCGAUGUGAAGCACAAAUGCAACGUUCCAUUGCAGCAUGGCUUGAAUGUAUUUAAUUGCUACCACAGGCCAUAUGUGCACUCACUAUUUAUCAUGUGUCAUGUGAUCAGAUGCAGUUUUUUAAUUUGUUUGUCUUUUUAUUGAGGCUGGUCAAAGUUCAUCAUGUAGUCGGGCAAAUCAGUUACAGACUUUUUUUUGUUUUUGUUUUUUUGCAUGUUUCGGUGCUCUCUAUGAAAACCGUGACGCAGUAUUAUGCAGUAUACAUGCAAAGUUCCAGUCCAACUUUUUUAUGGCAAGCUAAAUGAGUGUGUUUUGAAUGUCCUUGCCUGUCUGUCAACGUACUGUACAUUUGUUCCUAUGCCUGCGCAGGUUGCAGAACUUAAUUGGCAGGUCCCAGUGCGUGCAUUUUGUGUGCAUGUGUGGCACACCAACCAACUGCACAUUUUUUUAUUUUAUUUUUUUAUUUUUUAAACAUUGCUUGUAAGGAGAUGCAGAGAGGGAAAAACAAGGAGAAAACUAAAAUGAAAAUAUUCAUUGGAUAUUAAACUUGAAGUAUCAUAAAUCUGAACCACAGUGUUGGUGGAUUUUUUUACAUCGUGUAGAUAAACAGUAUUCUUUACUAAUAAUGUGUGUGUUGAGUUAUGUGCAGCAUUGUAUACAUGUUUUUCGUGCCAUUUCUAUGAAUGUGAUUUAGCAUCAAGGCCACUUUUCCAUUAGUCGUCAAGUAGAUGAUACUUUUAAAUCACUUUAAAAACAACAACAAGCCUCAAAAGUAUGAUUUUCAGCAGAGUACGCUUGUUGAAAAUUAUUACGGUUUAGGACUUUUAAACUGCAAAAAGGAGUUUUUUUUUCUUUGUUGCAAAACAUGUUUGCUGAUUUAACCUUAUAAUGCACAGAUAAUUUCUGAUGAUUUACUGUCAAAGUUGGAGGAUUGCGAAGUCAAAUUGGCUGAACUGUUGGGUCAUGUCAACAAAUACCUAAACAGCACACAAACAUACUGCAAUCCAGUGCAAUACAAAUGCACAACAUAUUAAUGUGAAAUGAAGAAAUUGUUAUUGUUUUUGAUUGUGUAACUCUUUGGGUCCCAAUUUUGUGUUAAUUUUUCUAACGAUUUGUUCCCUCUUGAACCUGCUAUAGUUAUGAAUGUAACUGUUUAUGUUGUGGAGCCUGAAACAGAACAGAUUCUAAGGGUUUAAAACCCCUACUCGUGUAUAAAUACAGUACUCCAUUUUGGAUCAAAUCAUUGUUGGUUACCACUUGUGACUAAUCUUCUGAAAUGACCCAAAGGAAAACACAGAUGCAGUGAUUAUAUGGUCAUCACCAUAUAUGUGUGUGUGUGUGUGUGUG